Medioppia subpectinata is the source of this 717-nucleotide messenger RNA. The record is from the annotation of a GenBank genome assembly. Lineage: Eukaryota; Metazoa; Arthropoda; Arachnida; Sarcoptiformes; Oppiidae.
AUGUACCGGCAAACGAGCGCACGAACAAACGGACGGACCACCUCAGUGAAGCCACUGACGCCGACGAUCAUGUCUGGGAUCAACUUGACGAUCGAAAGUCGUGGAAAAAUUAAAGGUGUUCUAAAGAAUGGCAUUGCGAAUCUUGUUCCAUCGCUACCCGUUUCCCGUCAGCGUUUAUCCGACCAACAAAAAAGGCCUCUGCUUGGUGAUGAAAAGCGUCUUUCAGAUCUCGGCGUGGAAAACGUGGCUACACUGACGUUGAAAGAUCUAGGACCUCAGAUCAGCUGGCGCACUGUAUUCCUUGUAGAGUACGCUGGCCCCUUGGUCAUUCACCCUCUCAUUUACUUGGGCGCCCCGCUUCUGUGGGCUAGAUUCGGAUAUCCUUUCUCCAUGUCAUUCGUACAAACGACUGUUUUCGUGCUGGUGAUGGCACACUUUCUCAAGCGCGAGCUCGAGUCAGUGUUCGUUCAUCGCUUCUCGAACGCCACCAUGCCAGCCUUCAACAUUGUAAAAAACUCGACCCACUACUGGUUACUGUCGGGCGUAGUUCUUGGCGGUGGUGUGUAUUCACCUUCACUUGGGGUUGAGGCCGUGCGCGGAACUGUUCGCGACAACCAUGCAUUUAUUUGGUUCUUUGUUUUGUUAUGGCUCCUAUCAGAACUAGGCAAUUUCCAUGCUCACAUCACCCUGAUGAACUUGCGCCCGAAGGGAAGGUGA